This is a messenger RNA of Cucurbita moschata (crookneck pumpkin), 2309 nucleotides long. RefSeq lists its product as uncharacterized. The record is from RefSeq and is a predicted model, not a curated record. Lineage: Eukaryota; Viridiplantae; Streptophyta; Magnoliopsida; Cucurbitales; Cucurbitaceae. The coding region runs from base 284 to 1813 and encodes 509 amino acids. Gene Ontology annotation, molecular function: phosphoprotein phosphatase activity. The transcript has 8 exons.
AUUUCUCUUCUCUCUGAUUCACUUCAAUUUCAUAAUUAUGGUCGCUCAAUUUGCUCUUUCUACUCUCUUUUCUUUUUGCUUGGCCUUCCUUCAAGGAUUAUGGCUUCAACUAAUCUGCUCGACCUCUCUAGGGUUUUCGCUUCACAUAGUUCAUUUUCGACUUCGAUUUUGAGUUCUUUUCAUCUUUCCUGCUGAGUCUCCCCGAUGGAACUUCUGCUCUGCUUUUGUUUUCCACGGAUGUUCUUAAAUCAACGUACUGGUACAUAUCAAACGUACAGGACAAAUGCCAUCAAUAAAAAUGAAGGCCAAGUCAAGCCCGGGCUGCUUAAGAGAAAAGCAUGUUCUUCGUGUUUGUCAGAAAUCUAGUGUCAUCUCUAAAAAAGCUUGUUCUCACCUGAGGGUUUCCGAUGAGGCAGAUGAAUUGGAUGGCUGUAUUGCAAAAUGUCUUGAGGCUUCUCUGAACACAGAAUCAAUUAAUAUCAAUAUAAAUCAGGAAGCUAUUAAUCACUGGGAAUUAGUUGAUGAAGAAACUUCUGAAUUGACGAGGCACGGAGAAGCUUUCGAGUCGAAGAGGGAAAAACCUUUUUCAGUCAAUGCUGCAGAUACGAAUGGAAUGGAUUGCACCUCAACCUACUCUUCCGAAAUAGAGACAAUUUUUUCUCCUAUUUUGAAUAACAUCGAAGUCCAGUGCCAUCCUAUUCUUGAACAUGAUCCAGGGAGCAAACUUGAUCCUGAUAUACCAGGAAUGGAAACUGAUGAAGGGAUGAUAAAUAACAGAAGCUCAUAUGACAGUCAAACAUGUGACAUAUCAGAUUUUUUUAUUUCUGACAUGAUAGUUACAAACUUGCCUUUAAGUGGAAAUGAUGACAUUGGUGGCAUCAAUUAUUUUCAUGACUACAAGUAUACUCAGUCUACUCUAUUGUCUGAUGUUGCUGAUCAGUAUAUGUUACUUCCUUUCCUCGAGGACACCGUUAAAUUCAGCAAUUCAGAUGAUGCUAAAUUUUCUGAAGAAUCAUCCACUGGUUUUUGUAAUUCUAGUUUGUACCGAGUAGUCGAUCAAAGGAAUAACUUGAGCCUUGAAUUCAACGUUAGCUCUGACUCAGAUCAGACAGAGUGUUUUGAUCCUCAGUUGUUCAUAAAAAAUUUACCAGAACUGUCAGAUGUGAUAACAAACUUUCAGCCCAGUAUGCUGCCUAAUGAAAAUCGGAAAAGAAAGGCUGUGACCCUUGUACUUGAUUUGGAUGAAACUCUGGUUCACUCUACUUUGGAACCGCAAGAUGAUGCAGACUUCCGCUUUACUGUUUCCUUGAAUACAAAAGAGCACAUUGUAUACGUUAAACGGAGGCCAUAUCUUCAAAUAUUUCUGGAUCGUGUUGCAGAGAUGUUUGAAGUUGUUAUCUUUACGGCCAGUCAAAGUAUUUAUGCAGAACAAGUUCUCAACAAACUGGACCCAGAUAAUUGUAUCAUCUCCCGCCGACUUUAUCGUGAAUCAUGUAUCUUUUCAGAUGGAUGUUACACCAAGGAUUUGACAGUUUUAGGCAUCGAUUUAGCGAAGGUUGUCAUUGUAGAUAAUUACCCACAGGUUUUCCGGUUACAAGUGAACAACGGUAUUCCUAUUAAGAGUUGGAUUGAUGAUCCCUGGGAUUCUGCUUUGCUUUCAUUGCUUCCCUUUUUGGAGACCCUGGUUGAUGUUGAUGAUGUCCGCCCUAUUAUUGCCCAGAGAUUUGAUGUCCCGAUGGGAAAGAAGUACCUGCUUAUAACUUUCUAUUGCUAUUUCAGGAAAAUGGUGUUCCAGCUGAAGGGAUGUUUUUGAUACCUAUGCUUCGCUUCUAUGAAGAGAAGAGAUAUUUCUUGAUUUCUUUGGAUUGCAUGAUUUAGCAUAUUGAUAGAUAAUGAUCGCUGUCUUUUAUGCUAUAUGAAGUUUUCUGGUUUCUCUGCAGGUCUUUUGAAGGGCAGUUCUAAAUUUCUUCAUAUGGGAAAAUGCUAGGUAUGUCCAUAAUCCUUUCCUUCCUCAGAAUACUUGAAAGGAAGUUCUCUUGAUUCUCUAAUCUUCUGAAUCUCAAUCCAUUGUAGUAAUUGUUAUCAACGAUCUUUAGGAAUUAGUGUAGUAUCCCGUUGCCACGGCUCACUUUGUAAUAACGUUCUCUUCCUCUCAGAACCUAGAAAGCUUCCUAGUUUUUCUUUAAUGUGAUAGAUUAAGCCAUUUGUAUGUAUUGCUUCCUUGUGUCGAAAAGGCUCGAUGAAAAAAUGUAACUUGUUAGACCUUUUACAAUCAUUCUAAUGUUGAAAUGCUAAUUUUGAUGGAUGAA